Molecule: messenger RNA, 3509 nt
Organism: Schizosaccharomyces japonicus yFS275
Lineage: Eukaryota; Fungi; Ascomycota; Schizosaccharomycetes; Schizosaccharomycetales; Schizosaccharomycetaceae
Product: tRNA-pseudouridine synthase
Exons: 1
Coding region: 455-1735 (426 amino acids)
Biological process (GO): pseudouridine synthesis; mRNA pseudouridine synthesis; tRNA pseudouridine synthesis
Cellular component (GO): mitochondrion; nucleus; cytoplasm
Molecular function (GO): pseudouridine synthase activity; tRNA pseudouridine(38/39) synthase activity; RNA binding
Source: RefSeq, a predicted model, not a curated record
UUUUUAAUUGGUUUGUUUAAUGGACUUUGUUGUCUUUUUUUGAAGUUGUCUCAAUAAUAGCAAGGAAACCUCAAUAUCAAGUGAAUAUGAUCAUUCUAUUUCAAAUCCGGUCUCUUUAGUAACAAUUAACUGCUGUAAAUGACAUUGGACUUUAUUCUUCAGGCCAAUUUCUGUUUUCACAUUUUCCUUCUUACUGACUGUGCCAGUUCGCUUUUCGCUUAUCCAAAUCUUCUUACUACAGUCUCAUAGAAGAAGGGAAACAUAACAGAGAUCAGGACACCAGUCUGUUGUUUAUAAAAGAAAGACUGAAAAAUUCGCGAAAGAAUUCCUUCAGUUGGAGAACUGUAUUUUUUUUUUUUUUUUUUUUUUUUUUUUAAAAAAUCAGUUUACGUAUAUAAACAAUUAGGUUUCAUUCCUGUAAUUCACAAUUUUCGCUAAAAUAAAACCGCUUAUUAUGGAUGCCGCACGGUAUUACGGCUGGUCAAAAGAACGGCUCAUAUCCCGAAUUCUCGAACUUGAGAAAAUAGCUGAAACAUCUGGCCAAAAUGUUAAUCAAAUAGAUACGGAAAUGCGGGAAGCUGCAAGUGUUUCUGUUGCUGACGCAAUGCUAGAAGCUCCUUCUUUGAAAAAGCGGAAAGCAGUUCGUCCUUUCAUGCUGGAUAAAACAAAAUUCAUUGCACUUCGAUUUGCGUAUCUUGGUUGGAAUUACAAUGGUCUAGCUUUUCAAACGGAACCCACGCCACUUCCAACUGUUGAGGGAAAACUGUUUGAAGCGCUGAUGCGAGCUCACUUGAUUAAAGACCCCAGUACUUGUUCCUUUAGUCGAUGUGGCCGAACAGACAAAGGUGUUUCUGCCAUGGGUCAAGUCGUGUCGUUGAAUGUUCGGUACUCGGAGGAACGUCCGAUUGCUUAUUGUGAUGUGUUAAACCGUUUACUUCCAGAAGAUAUUCGCGUAAUAGCAUACUCACCAAAUCCCCCGGAAGGCUUCGACGCCCGGUUCUCGUGCGUGCGCAGACACUACAAAUACCUAUUCCUAAAACAAUAUCCAGGAGGUGAGCUAGACAUUGAACGAAUGUCUCAAGCUGCAGCUCUAUACUUGGGUGAACAUGAUUUUCGCAACUUCUGCAAAAUUGAUGCUUCAAAACAAAUUACCAAUUACAACAGAGGUAUUCUACAUUCAAAGAUUAUUUGUGUGGAUCCUCAGAAACAAUUAUACGCUUUUGAUUUACAAGGUACUGCCUUUCUUUGGCAUCAAGUUCGAUGCAUGAUGGCAAUCCUUUUUCUUGUGGGUCAGCAUCUUGAGCCCGUAGACAUUGUGAGUGAGCUUCUAAACGUUGAAAAAAAUCCUUGCAAGCCCGUAUACGAUAUGGCAAGCGAUUUGCCUUUAGUACUUUAUGAUUGCGUAUUUGACAACAUUCAGUGGGAGUAUCCCCAGGUUCCAGAGAACGUUGGUCCCAAGUUUGCCAAGAAGUUGUACGAGCAGACAUACGCGAAUUGGCAUAAGCUUGUUCUUCGCGAACAGCUUGCCGUGUUCUUGAAAGAGAAGGCGGAAACCGCGCUUCAGGUUUGCGGCACUCAGAAAGACAACGGUACAGCCAUGAACACGGGUGAUGGUGAAUUAAGACAUGCAAGAAAGUAUGUUCCGAUUCUGCAACGCAAGCGUCAAGAACCCGUAGAAGUUGUAAAUGCGCGAUACCGCAACAAAAAAAAUUUGGGAGAUCAGGUUUCGGCUUAAGGAAAUAAAAAAAGAACGAUUCAUUCACUAUAAGAGUACACUAAAUUCACAUCUGUAUUGAAGAGGUACUUCAUUACUCAUUUAUACGCAGAAAAAUCCAAGUACUUUUUAUUCAUAAAAGGUUGUAAUACAUUGGGGAUUUUUACGCGUCCGUCGCUCUGAAGAUUAUUUUCCAGAAUAGCAAUAGACAGUCGUGGUAUAGCGACUGCGGUUCCAUUAAGUGUGUGCACAUAACCAGUAUCCAUACCAUUAUCAUAACGUGUCCACAGUCUCCGAGCUUGAUAAUCAAGACAGUUGGAUGCAGAGGUAAUUUCACCAAAAUCAUUACGGCUUGGCAUCCAAGCUUCAAUGUCAUAUUUUUCCGACGCAGAAGCACCCAGUUCUUCAGAGGGCAUGUAAAGUAUGCGGGCAGGUAUUUCCAACAUUUGAAUAAUUGUUGCUUGCAACUUGAUAAUCUCCUUCAACAUUGCAGAACUAUAGUCUGGAUGUGUCCAAGCAAAAAACUCUGCUUUCGUAAACUCAUGCAAACGAUACAUUCCGCGAGUGAAUUUUCCAUGCGCUCCUGCCUCCCGUCGGUAUGCACGAGACACUCCAAUAACACAUUUCUUUUUGAGAUCGGUAAAUGUCUUGUUCAAUGCGCUUGCUGCUAAACUGACUUCGGCAGUACCGACAAGCACCUGCGGCGGGACGUUUGAGGACACGUCACUUUCCAAUUCAUACAUUUGUUGCCCUUCAGCAUCCCUAGGCUGGAAACCGCAAGCACGGGCAACGUCUGUGCGCACAAUUGUCGGCACCAAACAAAAUUCCCAUCCCUGUUGAAUUGCAUAAUCAACCGUAAAAUUUAGUAAGGCAAACUCUAAUAAAGCAGCAUCUCCCCAUUGGUAUACAAAGGAAUGGCCAGAACCUAACGCUGCAGAGUCAAAGUCAAAUGCUCUUUUCGCAAUGUCUAAAUGAUCUGCCACAUAUGUUCGUUGCUGUACCUGAGCCAAUUUAUCUUCACAGAUGUAACCGACACACCGUGCAUCAGAUUCUGGACCAAUGGGUACAUACUCUCCAAGUUGAUUCGGCAACUGUAAGCACAAUUGCUGCAGUUGCUGCUCGAGAAGUACCAACUUCUUUUCUGAUGGUGACAUAAUCUCCUUCAUUUUACGAGACUCUAUCAGAAGAGCAUGUCGGCGUGUAGGCGGAAGGUUUUUGUCCGCGAGUUGCUUUGUAACUGUAUUCUUCUGUGCACGAAAUGGUUUAAGCUCAUCCAAGCAUUGAAUUCGUUCAUGAUAUAGACGAACAAUAUUUGGAACAGAAUCAGCCAGUGACUUCAUGUUCCUCAUGAGACAAUUCUUCUUUAAAUUCUCGGCAUUUUCUACAAUCUUUUUAUAGUCUAGUUGUACUCGUUUUGUUAAGAAUCCGUUUGCUUUUGAUGAAACAUAGCGUAAAGAGACAAAGUUUGUACGUCUGAGACAAGGAGAAAAUACAAGUCUCAUCCAGAAAAUGCUUUUUGAGUGAAAAAGCGUGUUGAAACAAGAAGGGGAUUAAUCUAUUCCAAAUAUUCGGAAAGAGAACAGUUUGAAGCGCGAAAAGGACCGUUUUUUCGGUUAAAAAAAAACCUAUAUUCCUUUACCAAAUGAAACGUUCUGUACACCGUGAAAGCUGUUCCUGUUCGACGUUUGUGCGUCUGCAAGUCUGGUUGGAAAAAGGAAAAUUAAGGAUUUGAUAAGUAGAUUGUACUAGUAAUAUUGAAGAAACCAAAGAACAACAUAAAUAGACUUAGAAUUCA